AUGUUAAAGGUAUAUGGUAUCGUUAUUUUUGCGAUAUUCUUGACGUUUGCGAUUGCUGGUUUGGGAAAGCAUCAUUCGCUUCACCCAACAACACAUCCAAAACGUGAAACAGUUGCAGACAUUCACAAUACGAUAUCAAAUUUGCUGAUGUCGAGCGUAAAUCCUAAGAAUAUCAAAGAAAACUUACGGCGGUUUACCAGAGAACCUCACAUAUCUGGAACGGAUGCCAAUAAGAAAGUGGCUUACGAUAUCGUUCAGAAGUGGAACGACAUUGGUUUGGAAGAUGUGCACAUGAUUCCCUAUGAGGUUUUACUCUCGCAUCCUGAUUUUACAAUUCCAAACACGAUCACAAUUGAGGACGCUCAGGGAAAACCUCUAUUCAAAAGUGCGGGACUCAGCCCCGUCAUUCUUCCCGAUGAACAAGCAAAGACUGCUGGACAUCAGUGGCUUGCCUAUUCAGCUUCCGGACGGGUGACAGCCGAAGUGGUAUACUGCAAUCGCGGGCAACUGCAGGACUUUGAAAAUCUUAAAAGGAUGAAGGUAGACUUGAAGGGAAAAAUCGCUUUAAUGCGCUUUGGUGAGGGCUUUCGUGGUGAUAAAGUACACAGGGCGCAUCAGAAUGGUGCUGUUGGUGCCAUUAUAUUCUCUGAUCCAUACGACGUAGCGCGAGAUGGAAUUAAUCAAGCUGAUGUUUAUCCAAACACAGUAUGGAUGCCGAAUGAGGCAGUACAGCGAGGAUCUAUCAUGCAUGGAAAUGGUGAUCCGCUCACUCCUCUCUAUCCAUCUAGGGCGGAUCUCUUCAAGAGUCGUACAAUCGAGCAGGCGAAAAAUGAGGGUAUUAUCCCCAAAAUACCGGUGCUGCCUGUUUCUUAUACAACAGCGUACCAUAUACUGUCACGACUGAAGGGCCGUCCCGUCCCGCAACCAUGGCAAGGAGCAAUUAAUGUAACAUACCGUACUGGACCAGGAUUUCAAAUGGAUGAGAAACUGACUAUGGAAGUGCAUGGAAAACUCAAAGUAAAGACAAUUCGAAAUGUGGUAGGGUAUAUUCGUGGAAAAGAUGAACCCGAUCGUUACGUGAUACUAGGCAAUCAUUAUGACGCUUGGGUUUAUGGCUCUGUGGACCCUAACAGCGGCACUGCCAUACUGACCGAAGUGGCACGUGCCAUGAUGCACACCGUAAACAAAACUGGAUGGAGGCCUGCACGUACUGUCAUGUUUGCUGCAUGGGACGGCGAGGAACACGGAAUCAUCGGUUCUACUGAGUUUGUAGAGGAGUUUGCCGAGAUACUCAGACAGAGAGGUGUUGUCUAUUUGAAUAUGGACUGCCUUCAUGGGAAUACAAGCCUCCAUGUGGGAUCGAUACCAUCUCUCCACCAUGUACUCUUUGAAGCUGCUAAAAAGGUUUCAAAUCCAUCGAAGGCGGAACAAAGAAAGGGUCGAAAAACGUUGUAUGACUCGUGGUUGAAGACGUUUCCUUCGUCCAUUCCUGGAUUACCUGAUAUUCCCGUCCCCGGUUCUGGUUCUGAUCACGCGUCGUUUCUUAUAUUUUCCGGAAUUCCUGUAGUGGAUAUCACAUUUAAAAAUGCCACUACUUAUGACAACUAUCCCCUUUACCACACUAUGUAUGAAACGCCAUUUCUGAAUGAACACCUUCUAGACACGGACGGUUUUUCGGUACAUAAAGCGGUUGGGCAAUUCUGGGUCGAAUUGGCACGUAUCUUCACAGAUGAGCCUGUCCUACCCUUCAAUUCAACCGAAUUGGCCGUCGCUAUCCUGAUGGAUUAUAUUCCUGCAUUGGGUGAAGCGCUGAAACCUUUGAAGAAGUUUGAGAGGAUCAUGAAUUUCACACACUCUGCCUUCUCCCAGAAUCCAUUCGAUUCACGGCACCUCACGGCUGUCAACGAGCGACUCAUGAACAUUUAUCGAUGUUUCAUCAAUCCUCGUGGCACUGCGCUGGCACCCCAAUCUCGACACGUUCUCUAUUCGAUUAGUGAUCAAGACAGCUACUCUAGCAGACAAGUGGCUGCUGUUUAUGAUGCUGUAAGUGGAGAAGAGACGCUUGGUGCCACAAUUGCCAAUCAGAUUUCGAUCGUACAACACUCUAUUCAAUGUGCUACGAACACUCUCAAGGAUCUAAUUUGA
Angiostrongylus costaricensis is the source of this 2145-nucleotide messenger RNA. Lineage: Eukaryota; Metazoa; Nematoda; Chromadorea; Rhabditida; Metastrongylidae. The record is from the annotation of a GenBank genome assembly.